ACAUAGCAAGGCUUCUCUUUCCUCUUUGAAAAUCUCAAACUUAAAUCUUGUUUUUGGGUUUUCUUCAUUUAUCAUCAACAUCAUCACUAUCUUCUUGUUCUUCUUCUGUGACGACAAUGAUAUUGACAUGACAUUAGUGGUUUGUUGAUGAUUUUGUGAAAGUAGAAGGAAGAGGGAGCAUUGAUUCACAAAGAUGGCAUGGAGAAAUGGGUGUGAGGAAGUGGCUCAAUCGAAGCCUAUAUUUCUAACGAUCUACACUGUGGUCAUCAUUGGCAUCGUUGUUUCUUCUUUCUAUGUCUUUUCUGCUAUUUACUCAAGCAACCCUCCUGCUUCUCAAUCUUCUGCAUGGCUCUCUUCCCUUUCGCCUGAGGAUCCUCACCUUACAGAUCAAACACUCAACUUUUCUCAGCCAGCAAUGGUGCAUACUCUUCCCACUCCUUCCCCGGGCACACAAAAUGCAUGGCCAGGGGCUAUUUGGGGCGUUCCACCACCCAAUAAAAAAAUGCCACCUUUGAAGGCUUUCCGACUGACCAAAGAACUGGUUCAGAAAAGGGUGAAAGAUAACAUUGUAAUUGUGACCUUUGGUAACUAUGCAUUCAUGGAUUUUAUCCUGACUUGGGUUAAACAAUUGACGGAUCUGGGAGUUACUAAUCUUCUUGUUGGUGCAAUGGACACGAAAUUAUUGGAGGCAUUGUAUUGGAAAGGGGUACCAGUUUUUGACAUGGGCAGCCAUAUGAGCACAGUAGAUGUUGGCUGGGGGUCUCCAACAUUUCAUAAAAUGGGGAGAGAAAAAGUUAUUCUAAUAGACUCAAUACUGCCUUUUGGCUACGAGCUGUUGAUGUGUGAUACUGACAUGGUUUGGUUGAAGAACCCACUUCCAUAUCUUGCUCGUUAUCCAGGAGCAGAUGUUUUAACUUCAAGUGAUCAAGUUAUACCCACAGUUGUUGAUGAUAGUUUGGAAAUUUGGCAAGAAGUUAGCGGCGCCUAUAACAUAGGAAUUUUCCAUUGGAGACCGACAGAGUCUGCAAAAAAAUUGGCAAAGCAAUGGAAAGAAAUGCUUCUAGCUGAUGACAAGAUAUGGGAUCAGAAUGGGUUUAAUGAAAUUGUUCGCAGACAGUUAGGACCAUCUGUUGAUGAUGAUAGUGGACUUGUUUUUGCUUUUGAUGGAAAUUUGAAGCUGGGAAUUUUGCCUGCAAGUAUCUUCUGUAGUGGACAUACAUAUUUUGUCCAGGCUAUGUACCAGCAACUAAGGUUGGAGCCAUAUGCAGUGCACACAACAUUUCAAUAUGGAGGCACUGAAGGAAAGCGCCACCGACUGCGAGAAGCCAUGCUCUUCAAUGAUCCACCAGAAUACUAUAAUCCUUCCGGGGGCUUCUUGUCAUUUAAGCCAUCUAUUCCAAAAAGCUUGUUGCUGAGUGGGGAGCAUACUGUUGAAUCACAUUUUACUCUUGUUAAUUACCAAAUUAAACAGAUUAGGACAGCACUUGCAAUUGCUUCCCUUCUGAACAGAACGCUGGUCAUGCCUCCACUAUGGUGCAGGAUUGAUAGGCUAUGGUAUCCCCAUCCUGGUGUUUUGGAAGGGUCUAUGACUAGACAACCUUUUCUCUGUCCUUUGGACCAUGUAUUUGAGUUGAAUGUCAUGUUGAAAAAACUGCCAGAAGAAGAGUUUGGCCCUGACAUAGAUAUUCGAGAGUACUCAAUACUUGAUAAUCCCUCUCUGAUGUCAGAGGUGAAAAUGUCAUGGCUUGAUGUACAGCUCUGUAAAGAAGGAACCCCAGAUUGUGAUGCAUUGAAUGAUACCACUGUUGGGGGAGUACUUAAAUUUCCAAAGCAGAGCAAUGAAGAAACGUUUAUGAAAGUAUUCUCAUCAUUCAAGGAUGUAAAAGUCAUCAAGUUCUCUUCAAUGCAAGAUGCUUUCACGGGUUUCACUAACAAGGAAAGGGAAGAUAGAUUCAGAAAUCGUGUUAAACGGUAUGUGGGCAUAUGGUGCUGUGUGCUAGAUCACACUCCUGGUCACAUAUAUUAUGAUAUGUACUGGGAUGAGAAACCUGGAUGGAAAGCAAUACCUCCUCAAACUUCCGAGGAUGAUCAUCCACCUUGGUAAGAUCAACUUCAGGUUUAUGUUUGUCAAAACACUAUGAUGGAUGGUGGAAUAAGAGAUAAAUUCAGGUUUAUGUCAAGGCCAAGAUUGUAUACUUUCAGAAAUGAAGAACUGUAUCCAUAUUUUUAAGAUAUUUAUAUAGAUUGGACAGUUGGUUCUUGUGUAGCAAUUAAGAAAAUUUUUGUCCUGUAUCAAGCAAACUAGAGAAAUGGAAACCUACAGUUUCUUAGAGGACGGGGCACUUUUUGGUCUUUGAUGUCGUAGUUGAUAUUGUUUGGCUUGUAAUUAAAUACU
Molecule: messenger RNA, 2395 nt
Organism: Gastrolobium bilobum
Lineage: Eukaryota; Viridiplantae; Streptophyta; Magnoliopsida; Fabales; Fabaceae
Product: arabinosyltransferase XEG113-like
Exons: 13
Coding region: 194-2104 (636 amino acids)
Biological process (GO): cell wall pectin biosynthetic process
Cellular component (GO): Golgi apparatus
Molecular function (GO): arabinosyltransferase activity
Source: RefSeq, a predicted model, not a curated record